Molecule: messenger RNA, 940 nt
Organism: Saccoglossus kowalevskii
Lineage: Eukaryota; Metazoa; Hemichordata; Enteropneusta; Harrimaniidae
Product: cytochrome P450 1A5-like
Biological process (GO): progesterone metabolic process; hormone biosynthetic process
Molecular function (GO): heme binding; iron ion binding; steroid 17-alpha-monooxygenase activity
Source: RefSeq, a predicted model, not a curated record
AUGAAAGCACUCAGUGCAGGUAAUAAAGAAGUGAAAAGUCUCAUCGAUGACCUCUUAUCAAUUCAGCGUAAAGCAGAGUUGGCUGGAGAAGACCAGGCCAAACAACUUACAGACGUCAAUCUACGUCAGACCGUGUCUGAUAUAUUCGGAGCGGGACUAGACACCACGAUCAACACGUUAGAUUGGGCUGUUGCUUACUUAACGUAUUACCCUGACGUGCAGUCCAAGGUACAGAGAGAAAUCGAUGACGUCAUUGGUGAUGGUCGUCUACCACUGUUAUCUGAUAAAGGAAAACUACCGUACUGUGAAGCCGUUAUACACGAGCUCAUGCGAGUAAGAACAAUUGUCCCCUUUGCCUUACCUCAUACUACUACUGUGGAUACGUCUGUAGGUGGGUACGCAAUACCGAAGGAUACAUGGAUUUGGUGUAACGUGUGGAAUGUCCAUAUGAAUGAGAAACAUUGGGAAAAACCAGAAGAGUUUCGUCCAGAACGAUUCUUAGAUGCAGAUGGAGGAUUAUUGCCUCAUCCAGACAGUUUCAUGCCCUUUUCAGCUGGACGCAGAGUGUGUAUGGGAGAAGCAUUGGCUAAGAAUGAGCUGUUUCUCCUUUUCGCGAGUGUGUUCCAACACUACACAUUCAAGGUACCAACCGACGGCGAGAAGCCAUGCUUGAAGACGCAUUGCGUUGGGCAGACUAUAAGAGUCUGUCCAUACAAGGUUAUUGCCGUUGAGAGAAUGAAAUGAAUCAACCAAUGUGUCAACGAUUUCAGAAAAAAUACACUUAACUUUAGCACCAAGAAAUUACAUACUAACAGAAUUAUAUGAUAUAAUUGAUCAUAAAUAAUCCAGUGUCCCCUUAACCGCAUCUCCCAACCUAACAGUAUUAGCGAGUGUGUAUUUUACCGAUCAUUUCAAUUGCAGUCGUUUAUUGCAUUUAUUG